CAAAAGAUGAUUGGGAAUGCGUCCGGAAAUGACGGAAGUUGGAACGAGACUCCUGAUUCAACUCUCAUUUUUAUGGUCCACCUGCACGUGCGGUCUGGAUCGAGAGCAUGUCGAAAUGUCACGCAGAGAGGAAAAAAGCGGCGGAAAAAACACUGGAAGAAACGGUUCCUCAUCGAUCGUUCUUUCGAUCCUCCCGAAGACUCAAUAAAUCUGAGGCGUCCUGAGGCCCUGUGAUGAGUGGCUACCUCAGCACUCUCUCCCCGUUCGAUCACGACUCAAAGUACCCACCAGCAGCGAUGCGGGAGAAGGACUCGAGCCCUCGAAAAAUGCCCGGCCACAUAAGCCCAAAGCAAGCGAGCAUCUACCCCCUGAGUGUCCGCGUAACGGACCCCGAAGAAUUGCCCUACGACCUCAGCCACGGGAAUUCCCGGAGCAGCCCAGCCCUCCUGAGCCAACAGCCGCACAUGAGUCCAGCAGCCCGACCUCCCCAUUCCCACCAGGAGCAGGAGAGCAAUGACUGCGAGCCCCUGGACCUGCGCGUCGACCACAAGAAGGAGCACCUGCGUGACGAGAAUCAGAAUGACAUCGAGGUGCUGAAUCAGAAUGGCCUAGGGCUGCCUUAUCACACGGUCCUCUUUCCCCAGCACCACGCGGUCCACCCUUUGGUCCUGGAGGCCAUGUACAGGUCCCAUCACCAGCCGCCCAUCAAUGAACUGCCAAAAAUUCAGGUGCGAGCCCUGCCGACGAUGGUCCCACUCCCCUCGAAUCGCUUCUCCACGACGUCGACGUCGUCAACUGCCUCGCAGAGACCCUCGAGCCCGGCUCCCAGCCAGCAGAGUCCGGUCCCCAAUGCACCGACACCUCAACCCUCGGCCAGCCUUCCCACCUACUCGGUCUCGGUGUCCAGUGGGCUGAAGCCGAAGGACCGCUACUCCUGCAAGUUCUGUGGAAAGGUCUUCCCCAGGUCGGCCAAUCUCACCCGACACCUGCGGACGCACACCGGCGAACAGCCGUACAAGUGUAAAUACUGCGAGAGGUCCUUCAGCAUCUCCAGCAAUCUCCAGAGACAUGUCAGGAAUAUUCAUAAUAAGGAGAAGCCCUUCAAGUGCCCUCUGUGCGAGAGGUGUUUUGGACAGCAGACGAAUCUUGAUAGACAUCUGAAGAAGCACGACUCGGAUGGGCCGACGAUACUCGACGAGGUACGGUCCAGAUAUCAUGGGCAACUGCCCAGGGCUGACGAAUCGUACUUCGAGGAGAUCAGGAGCUUCAUGGGGAAGAUCACCUCCCAGAGGCAGGGGAUACCGUACUUUCCGGGGCUGUUGGGACCCUCCGCUGAUGACUUUAGGAGUGACAAGCAACAGCUGCAGAUGGAGGAGAAGAGGGGCGACUCUUCGUACUUCAGCGAUCGGGACAAUCUCAGCAGCAGGUCGAGCAGCAGUGCCAGCAGGGCAGAGAGUGUUCAUGAGGAUCAGAGGGAGAGCAACACCCCACCAUCACCUGGGAACAACACCUGA
Molecule: messenger RNA, 1514 nt
Organism: Diachasma alloeum
Lineage: Eukaryota; Metazoa; Arthropoda; Insecta; Hymenoptera; Braconidae
Product: histone-lysine N-methyltransferase PRDM16
Exons: 3
Coding region: 234-1514 (426 amino acids)
Biological process (GO): regulation of transcription by RNA polymerase II
Cellular component (GO): nucleus
Molecular function (GO): RNA polymerase II cis-regulatory region sequence-specific DNA binding; DNA-binding transcription activator activity, RNA polymerase II-specific
Source: RefSeq, a predicted model, not a curated record